AUGGAGGGAAACAACAACAUGCUGGCACCGCCAGUUGUCUCGCACCUACGGGCACAAGCUGGUGGUCACAUGGAGCGCAGCCUGAGUACCGAUAUACGGGAGGAGAGGGAGGACCUACGAGAAGCUGCGGAACAGACGCUCAAUGUUAUAAUGGACCUCAGCCUCGACGGUAGCAUUCGAUGGGUCAGCCCCUCAUGGACCGACGUUAUCGGCACUACUCUCGAAUCUGUGCAAGGAAAGCCAAUCAAGGACAUUCUGGUUGGCGACAAUAGGGAGGUCUUUGCGGAUGUGGUGGAAUCCAUGAAGAAGGACGAUUCACGCAGUCAAAUCAUUAGGUUUACUGUUCAAUUAGGUCCUGGGUCCAAGUUGCGAUCAAUCGAGUCACAAGACAAGUUGAAGGCAGAGGGCGAGGAUGAAGAGCCGACUCCUCAGGCCGAGCCGGCUACAAUCGAUCUCGAGGGACAAGGUAUCAUGGUGUAUGAUCGUUCUUCAGGAGGAGAAAGUCAUACAAUGUGGAUGAUUCGACCAUGGAUUGCACCACGCGAGAUUCAGAUCGACCUGCCGGACGUGAUUGUCGAUUCUCUUGGGUCUGGUGCCGAGAUUCUAGCAUCCUAUCUGACUACUCUGGCUGAAGUUGGCUUUGCGGAUCCAGCUCAUAAUGCACCUCCUCUCCCGGUGCUUUGCCGUAUUUGCGAACGUCAAAUCCCUCCGUGGUGGUUUGAGAAGCACACGGAGCUAUGCCUUCAAGAACACAAGGCUGAGAUGGAAGUUCAAAUGUCUCAAGAAAAUCUGACUGAACAUCGCCACGCUAUUGUCAAGGUACUAGAUGCUCUGGAGGCCCGGAAGACUCGAUCUGUGUCAAGCGACCCAGCUCCUUUGGCUACACCACAAGCUGAGUAUAAGGGGAUGCCAAUUGGCCCCUGCUCGACGUCUUCCUCCUCAGGUACAGCUUCCCCCGGUACCCCUGUUGGGAGGUCUCGAGAUUCAUCCUCAACUAGUGGGUUUGGCCAUUCGCGGCAGCGGUCCUUCGCUGUCCGACGUCCACAAGCAAGAAUUGUCGAGUUAUUACUUGAUCUAUGUGAUACUGCAAUCGAAAUCAGCACGCCAGCCAUCAAGGAAGGCCCCGCGCAGACUCCUGGCGAGUUUCGCACGCAGUCUCCUCAAUCAGAAUCGCGAUUAUCACAGGUUAUGCAGUGGCAAUCCCCAAGCACAAAUACGCUCGACCAGGAGCAAGGUCUAGCUUUAUUAUGUGCUGACAGCGAGAGAGCAGCUAAGUCAAAAGUUGAAGCUGUUAUUCGGCACCGGAGAAUCAUUGAGUACUCGGAACGCAUUCGGAUGGAAUUUUCAGUAGUUGUACAAGAUUGCAUCGAUGAAGCUAUGCGGAAAGCUUCUCGGAUUGCGGCUGGCCUCCUCAGCGAAUCUGAGUCUGAAGAGGAGAGAACUCUUGCUAAUGACGAUGGCUUCUUUACUGGAUCUUUUGAUGGACCAUCGUCACUCGCAGCUGCUCUACGAGAGGCUGAAUUGAGACGAGAUGCUGAGGGACAUCAAUCCUCAUCAACUGCUGGUUCAGCCAGGUCGUGCAGUCCCAAGGAAUCUCCAACGCCCAAGUCCCAAGGUCCAAACAGCAUACUUUCGCAGUCACAAGGCUCCCGACGGCAAUCAUUAUUUUUCGAAAGUGAUGCUGGUGAUAGUGAUGGCAGCAUAAGAUCUUCAUCUCUAAUGUCUCGUCCACCACCCCGAACCGAUUCCCCAGUCUCUGAAUUUGGCGAUCUACGUCGCGCGGCAAGCUCUCGUCAACGCCAUCGUAGAAGUAUUAUUCUACCUGGUACUUCUUCACCUCAUCGUCAAGAAUCACCUGUCAGGAUCCCACAACCAUCAUCGCCCUUACGAAUUACAAAACCACGGGCAUUGCCAAUUGCACGCGAAGGUAUUGUGUCUCCUACAGCCUCUCCUUUUUUGCCCGGAAGCGAAUUCAGCUCUCCUGCCCUUAUUCCGCAUCACCACAGACGUCAAUCAUCAGCUGCGGGUUCUGAUCCCUCACGACCCCCACCAUCUCCUCGUAUGAGUGCUGUAAGUGCACCCCAGGCUAGAGCUGUACCACCAUCUAUCAAAGACUUUGAAAUCAUCAAACCUAUUAGUAAGGGUGCAUUUGGAAGUGUUUAUUUGGCGAAAAAGAGAUCUACUGGCGACUACUAUGCAAUCAAGGUGUUGAAAAAGGCAGAUAUGGUUGCAAAGAAUCAGGUUACGAAUGUCAAGGCGGAACGAGCUAUCAUGAUGUGGCAGGGUGAAAGCGACUUCGUCGCAAAGCUCUACUGGACGUUUUCCAGCAAAGAUUAUCUCUACUUGGUUAUGGAAUAUCUUAACGGAGGUGAUUGCGCAUCUCUUAUCAAGGUUCUCGGCGGCCUGCCAGAGGACUGGGCGAGGAAGUAUCUGGGAGAGGUCAUCUUGGGGGUGGAGCACCUUCACAACCGUGGUAUCGUUCAUCGAGACUUGAAACCAGACAAUCUUCUCAUCGACCAGAAAGGCCAUCUUAAGCUCACCGAUUUUGGUCUGUCGAGAAUGGGGUUGAUUGGACGUCAAAAGCGGGUUCUAAACAGCACGAACGAGUCUGCUCCGGAUCUGCUUAAACAAGGACCAUUCGCACGCACAACUUCGAUCAGCUCCUCGCGAUCGACUUCGUUUGACUUCCAAGGACAUCAUUCGCCAGGCUCGACGCCUCAGAUGACUCCAGACCUCGGAGGUAGCACUCCUUCAUAUUUCAGUCUAAGUCGUGAAGGCACUGUGAACAAAGACUCUCGACGCAUAUCUGGUCGCAGUGAUAGCGGUGGCAGCGAGACCCUGAAUCAAAUGUUCACAAGCUUUUCUCUGCAUGACAAUCAAGGUCAGCAAUUGAUGGGCCAGCGAAGAACCCCGAUAGAAGAAAUUAGCGAGGGUGAAGCCAACAACUCGCCUGAUUUCCUCCCGCUCCAUCAGAUCAACAGCCAAUCAAGCAAUGAGCAAAAGAACGCGCUACCACAGACAAGCAUGAUGCCGCCCCCAAUGGCUCUUUUCGAUCCAGAUGACAGCAAUAGACGAUUCGUAGGCACCCCAGAUUACUUGGCCCCCGAGACUGUGAAUGGUGUUGGUCAGGACGAGAGGAGUGAUUGGUGGUCCGUUGGCUGUAUUCUGUUCGAGUUCUUGUACGGUUAUCCACCUUUCCAUGCAGGUACUCCUGAUGAAGUGUUUGAGAAUAUUCUUGCUCGAAGAAUCUCCUGGCCAGAUGACGCCGACUUUGACGUCUCCCCUGAGGCCAAAGAUUUGAUGAAUAAGCUCAUAUGUCUCGAUCCACGUGAGCGCCUCGGAGCUAAUAGCGAAGAGAAGUAUUCUUGUGGUGGUGAUGAGAUUCGCAAUCAUCCAUUCUUCGAAGGUACAAACUGGGAGAAACUUCUCGAAGAUGACGCGCAAUUCGUCCCUGCACCCGAAAACCCGGAAGAUACCGAGUACUUCGAUGCUCGUGGUGCUACCUUGCAGUCUUUCGCCGAGGAGAUGGAAGAUCAGUCGUCACCACCAGCCUCAACACCAGGUGCAGACUAUCCCGAACGACCCCACGAUGCUUUGUCUCGAGUUAGAUCUCAAGUCAAUUCGAUAAAGCGAGGCCUAAUGCCGUUACAUAUCCCACCGCAUGUUCGCGAUUCGAAGAGUCGUAGACUUAGCGAGCCGGUUGUUGCUGACGACUUCGGUAAUUUUGCCUUCAAGAAUCUUCCCGUCUUAGAGAAGGCAAAUAAGGAUGUCAUCCAAAAACUCCGAGCCGAAGCGAUGGCUGCGCAAACCAAACCUGUGGCUAUCAGCCCUAGUUCUGGACCUACAAGUGCCACUUCACCUACACCAACAUUGGAAGGCAGUCCGAUAUUGCCAAUGCCAAUUCAAAAGACACUUUCAAAUGCAAAGGCUAGCAACCGCCCAUCGUCUCCGUCAGGGUUGAGCCAAGCCAAUGCAUCGCCUAGUCGCCAAUCACAGCCAUCAUCCCCCUUACUUGUUUCGUUCGUUGCAGGUCAGAAUGGCGAAGGAAGACGGAAGACAUCGAGCAACUCAUCUAGUCUUUCACACCAGUCCAGUAACUCGCUUGCUCCUGGCAGUUUUUUCGAAAUGCCUCGAGUGCCUGCAAAUCUUCAGAAGUCCACAAGCUCUGCCGCCGCUUCCCCAGUGAAGACCCGCGGUGCUGCACCGCCACCUUUGGCACUGUCACCACAGAAGAUUUCAACGCCAAGACAGGCGAGCAAUCCAUCAACCCGAGCCCGGUCCCAAACUGUGGGGUCCCAGGAAGGUAGUCCUACUCCGGGUGAUCUGUUCUCUCACCGCAAGCGACGAAGUCAGGUCUUUGACAUGUCACCUUCGUCUUCAGAUAAUGAGGGCGACAAGGCAAAUGCACUUCUACGCGUUCAAAGACGUCGUCAGAGCUCUAGGCGCAUGUCGCAGAUAAAUGUACAAGAUGGACCAAUAUUCCGUCCUUUAGAUGUUUUGAUUUGCGAAGAUCACCCUGUCUCAAGAAUGGUCAUGGAAAAGCUACUCGAGAAAUUGAGAUGUAGGACUAUCACAGCUACAAACGGAGCCGAGGCGAUGCGGUAUGCAAUGAGCGAGAUCAAAUUCGACAUAAUUCUGAUGGAGUUCAAGCUGCCUCAGAUCAACGGAGCAGACGUUGCGAGAAUGAUUCGCGAUACGAAGAAUGCCAACUUUCAGACACCUAUCGUUGCAGUUACUGGGUAUCUUAAGGAGCUCCAAGCACCGCAUCACUUCGAUGCCCUUAUUGAGAAACCUCCCACAACAUCGAAACUGACAGAGGUUAUGUGCCGACUUUGCCAAUGGAAGGCGCCAGCUCCCGGCCAAGUCACUUCGGCUCCUAUGGGAUAUCCACAGCCUUCUGGUUUGCGGCAAGAGAGCUUGAGACUGGAGGAUAGCCCAACCUCGGGAUCCUCAGGGUAUGCUCACAUGCCUGGAAGCAGCUUCAGAGGUUCAAGCCGUGAAGACUCUAUGAGCUCUAGCCUUUUCGGCGACUCGGAGUCCUUUAUGACUGAUGAUAUCUCUGUAGUUAUCAGUCGAAAGGCCACUGGAGACUGGGAUGACCCUAGUGGUCUUGGGAUUAGCAAUGAAGAAGCAUCGCUUGAUUCUCAACAUCUCCCGAAACAAAAAUUACCCUAUUCUCUCCUCCACGAAGUAUCCGCGCCCGGUCGAAUGGAGCAAGAUCAAAAGCUGCCUCUUCGGCAGCGCUCAUCGGAGGCGAUGAAAGCAAAGAGGGAAUCGAUUGAGAAGCACCGCCAUGAAUGUGCCGAGUCAGGAGACGACGAAGACGAGGAACUCGGAGAUACAUGUGUGCGAGAGAAGAGCCCAAAACAGGCCACCAAACCCAAUCGCGGAUCAAAAUUGGGCACUGAGAUGAUGCGAACAAAUAGUCGCGGGAGCGUUGUUUCGUCAUCAGACCUGACUGCCAGCGCCGACUCAGUUGAACCUCCCCCAACCGUCACUGAAGAACUUCCCACAGUGUCCGAAAUUAGCGGCGGUCAUUUGACACCUCCUGAGGUCUUCACCACUCCUGGAAACAACGUGAUCGAGAUCGACUUUGACGAAACACCAAAGGCAUCCUCUACACAACUCGACUCACUAGACGAAGAGCCAACUCGACGUGCACCAUCAGUCGCUUCGACUAGGACAGACUAG
Lachnellula hyalina is the source of this 5691-nucleotide messenger RNA. RefSeq names its product Serine/threonine-protein kinase (gene cek1). Lineage: Eukaryota; Fungi; Ascomycota; Leotiomycetes; Helotiales; Lachnaceae. The transcript has 2 exons. The record is from RefSeq and is a predicted model, not a curated record. Gene Ontology annotation, cellular component: nucleus; cytoplasm. Gene Ontology annotation, molecular function: ATP binding; protein serine/threonine kinase activity. Gene Ontology annotation, biological process: peptidyl-serine phosphorylation; phosphorelay signal transduction system. Bases 1 to 5691 code for a protein of 1896 amino acids.